AAACACCGGUACGAAACAGCGGCCCAGGGGGCGCUGCGGAAUUUCCGUCCUUGUUGCUAGCUCCGUAUGCUAUUGUUUACAUACAAAAUGCCUUCGCGCUGUUGCGUACCGCAAUGUGACAGUCGUUCUGACGGCCACGGUUUUCCUCAAGAUCCGGAUAUUUGCAUAAAAUGGCGUGUGGCGAUUAGAAGAGAGGAUCCGGCAUCCAAGAAAUUAUGGAAACCAAGUCCACACUCAGUGGUUUGUCGUAAUCACUUCCUUGACAGCGACUACAAGCCAUCGGACACUGGAAAGAAAAGACGAUUGAAGAGGGGUGCAAUACCAACAGUGUUCUCCUUUAAGAAAGUGAAUGAACCAAGGAAACCUAGACACUAUGUUAUAGAUGUGGAAGAUGUUCCUGAUCUGGGAAGUGAGGUUGAAAUUUGUUCACCAGGAUGCGAUGAAAUUAUUUGUCAGUCAUAUGCUGUUGAUCAUACAGAAGAUGUGGCCAUACAGUGCAGCUUGUUGUUUGAAUCGAACUCCAGAUUCUCGAUUCAUCACAUAACUGAUAAUGACAAAGCAGUUUUGUAUUACACUGGUUUUGACAAUUAUGAUCAUUUUAUGUAUUUCUUUCAUGUACUUGGCCCCUCUGUCAAUCAUCUUUCAUAUCAGUGUUCUUUGAUACCACCAGAAGAUCAGCUUUUUAUGACUUUGUUAAAAUUCAGACAGGCAAGAGAUGAUUUUGACCUUUCCAUGUUGUUUCAUAUCAGUGAAAGUACUGUAUCAACAUUAAUUCUCACAUGGACAAACUUUUUGUACUUCCAACUGACUGAGCUAAACAUAUGGGCAUCACAUGACACCGUUCAAGAUACAAUGCCAGAAAACUUCAAGGAGCGCUUCCCAUCAACAAGGGUCAUUCUAGAUGCAACUGAGACCCCGAUUUGUAAGCCAGGCAAUGUAGAUUACCAGAGGGCCACUUUCUCAAGGUACAAGAACAGGAACACUCUGAAAACUAUGAUUGGUUGUUCUCCUCAAGGUCUUGUUACCUAUGUCAGUGACAGUUAUGGUGGAUCAACAAGUGACAGGCAGAUUAUUGAGAGGUCAGAGUUGUGCAUGCCAGGUGUGUUUUGUGCAGGAGACAGUAUUAUGGCGGACAGAGGCAUUAUGGUGCAGGACAUAUUUUCAUCUUCAGAUGUAAAAGUCAACACUCCAACAAUGCUCAAGGGUCGAAGUCAGCUUGAACCCCAAGAGGUAGUCCACGACCGCAGAGUAUCAUCCAAGAGAAUUCAUAUUGAGCGUGUUAUUGGACUUGGCAAAACUUACAAAAUUCUUAAGAGGGAGCUUCAUCCAUCAAAAGUUCCACUAGGCUCUAGAAUUGUUCGAAUUUGCUAUAUGUUGUCAAACUUUCGCCCAAGCAUUGUCAACCGACUUGCAUGAACAAAUGGCCAUUCUAAACAUACUUCACACAUUCAUGUAUGUUUGUAUGUCCUAGUGUGAGGUCUGUUCAUAGCAUUGAAAGUACAACAGUUUACUGCUAGUAGACAGGUGUGAUUGUCUACUGUGACUGUAUGGUGGGUAUUAGACACGGCUCACUGCUGUAUGAUUACUGUUUACUCUGUUCCUUAAUGAUCUUGUUCAACUAAUACAAUCCGGAAACUGCAAAGGUAUGUUUGUGAAUGAGUUAGUUGAUAAAAUUAGAACAUUGAUGUUUGCUGAUGGCAUUGUGAAUGCAAGUGACGCUAUUGUCAAAUUGCAGAAAUCAGAUGUAGCAAGCUUUUGUGGCAAAUAUGUUAUGAAUGUAAAUUUAGAUGAAACAAUUAUGAUUGUAUUUUGCAGAGGAGGACUUUUCAAACAAAUGGAAAAAUGGUGGUUCAAAGGUGAAAUACUUUAAAUUGUAUCAGCAUACAAGUGCUUGUGGAUAUUUGACACCCCAAAGUCUUAAUGGGGUUUGGUUAGAAAUACAUUAGCACAACAACCUGUAUAGCCAUGAAUAUUUUGCUCACAUUUAUAUAUACUGCAAACAUAUCUUUAAGAGUUGUGUUUAUUGUUGACAGAAUGAUUGUGCCAGUCAUUGGUUAUGGACCAGGUAUGUGGGGUUAUUCACAAGUUCAGACAGUUUAAGUGUACACAUGAGAUCAUUGUCUGUUAACACAAGUACAGAUAACGUGGUUGUUAUAGUACAAGGAUGUUUGUGGAUUAUGCACACAAAGUAAGCAUAUUUAUGUAGAAAUGUUUAUAGAUUGUGGAUCAAUUUUUAGCGACAAACAUGUAACCGUACUUUGGGCUGAAUUCUGAAUGCAAACUUAAACUUGAAAGUACAACUGGAAUGUGUGAGAAAUGUUCAAAUAUAACAACUUUAUUGUGUUUUAACAAUUGAAAUGAUGAAUAUAUGUACAUAGCACUGUACCCAUGAAGGGCCAUGAUAUUACAUACCGGGUAACGGUAAUGAAAAAAUACCAUUGAAUACAUAAUGAAAAAAUACCAUUGAAUGUC
Molecule: messenger RNA, 2472 nt
Organism: Haliotis rufescens (red abalone)
Lineage: Eukaryota; Metazoa; Mollusca; Gastropoda; Lepetellida; Haliotidae
Exons: 2
Coding region: 67-1416 (449 amino acids)
Source: RefSeq, a predicted model, not a curated record